This is a messenger RNA of Orbicella faveolata, 4347 nucleotides long. RefSeq names its product intraflagellar transport protein 88 homolog. Gene Ontology annotation, biological process: intraciliary transport; non-motile cilium assembly. Gene Ontology annotation, molecular function: kinesin binding. Gene Ontology annotation, cellular component: non-motile cilium; centriole; ciliary base. The record is from RefSeq and is a predicted model, not a curated record. Lineage: Eukaryota; Metazoa; Cnidaria; Anthozoa; Scleractinia; Merulinidae.
GCUAGUGAACAGAUUGGUAAAUAAUAAACUUAUUAUUUAUCAAUCUAUUUAAUGGACUGCUGCAUGCACAACUUUUUUGCCACAUUAAACAUCGACAGUCAACUCUUUGAACUUGUGUCAUGUCUUUUAACAGAAAAGGUCACCCCAGAAAACUUAUUUUUUUUGUCAAAGCUAAUAAAAACCUUGCACUAAGUUUAGCCACUCACCAGAGUUUCAGCCUCUAAAGUGCAGGUUUUUCAUGUGAAAUUCAUCUCUCAAGAAGCCAUUUUGAACAGUACUUAGCAGCCAGGCCACAUUUUCCUGAGGUCAUUCCAUCCAAGGGAUUUUGCUAAUGGCUUCCAUCAAGGCUUUAAAACUACCACCCUAGGUCAUGGCUGCUCAAACCCUAUCAUUUUGUGUUGUACAUGCUCUAAACCCCGAAAAUGAUAGCAGUAAAGACAACGAAGUGGAUAAUCGGUUGGAAAAAAACACAAUUUGCUGACCUUGUGAAGGAUGCCAAGUUAGUUGCAGGUUUUUCUCCUUCCUGCCAAUUUCGAGUUGGACAGAAUGAUGUAACACAAACACAGCCUGGCUGCCAAGUACAGUUUCAAAAUGGCAGCCCCCAAAGUCACAUUUUGGGGAGUCAGGAUAGCAGGCAGUUUAGAGGCCAGAACUUUGGCGAGUGGAAAACCCAAUGUUUUCUUGCUUAUAGGUGAAGACAAAAAAGUAAGCUUUUCGGAGUGACCUUCUCCUUAAAAGAACCUCACUUUUUUCCUACAGUACAACAUUUAUCCAGUACCAGAGACAUUAGAACAGACCUUCCAACAAAUUAGUGUAAACUCCCGCCUUAGAUAAAUGUAUUAUCACAUCAGAACCCAUCUUGACUAAAUUUUUCCAUUUUAUGUACAGAACCUUGAGGAUGAUGAAGAGUUUCAACAAGCUCUGAAAACAAGUCAUGGACAAAGGCCUGGUGUAAAAACUGGCAUGAAGACAACAUCAGCUGGGCGUGGCAAAGUUCCAGGAUCUUCAAUGGGGCGACCUACAACUGGAAUUGCAGAUACAGGGAUGGCUCGUCCAAUGACUGCAGUUCGUGCAGUGGGUUAUACAUCAUCAGAAAGAUCUCCUAUGACCAGUGGUGGCCAGUUUGACCCAUUCAACCAGGCACGUUUACCUGCCCCUCCCCUGGAAGGGAAGGGCGAGGAAAGUCCAGAGGAGAAAGUCAAGCAAAUGGAAAAGAAAGUAAAUGAACUGAUUGAAGAAAGCUGUUUUGCUAAUGACAGAGGGGAAUUUCCACUGGCUCUUGAUAAAGCCAAGGAGGCUGGUCGUAAAGAGCGUGCACUGUGUCGACAGAGGGAGCAGGCAACCCAUCAUGACCAGAUAAACCUGGAUUUGACUUACUCUGUGCUGUUCAAUCUGGCCAAUCAGUACCAUGCUAACAAAAUGUAUGCUGAGGCACUGAACACAUACCAGGUUAUUGUCAAGAACAAGAUGUUCAGCAAUGCAGGACGGUUAAGAGUGAAUAUGGGAAAUAUUUACUUUGAGCAAAAGAAAUAUCCACAAGCAGUAAAGCAGUAUAGAAUGGCCUUGGACCAGGUGCCUAACACACACAAGGACAUGAGGAUAAAAAUCAUGCAGAAUAUUGGUGUGGCAUUUGUCAAGAUGGCACAAUUUACUGAUGCUGUCACCUCAUUUGAGCAUAUCAUGGCUGAGAAGGCAAGUUUCCAGACAGGUUUCAACUUGCUGUUGUGCCACUAUGCCUUAGGAGACAAGGAGAAAAUGAAGAAGACAUUUCAAAAGUUGUUAACUGUUAGCCUUGGCUUUGAUGAUGAGGACAAGUACACUUUAACAGGGGAUGAUCCACAACAAGCAUUGAUUCUCGAAGUAAUCAGAAAUGACAGACUCAGACAAAUUGAACGACAAAAGAAAUCCCAAGCUGAUAAAUGCAUUAUGAGUGCAGCAAGACUCAUAUCUCCUGCAAUUGAGAGUAGUUUUGCAGCUGGAUUUGACUGGUGUAUAGAAUGUGUGAAGGUAUCACCUUACUUAGAAUUGGCCAAUGAGCUAGAAAUAACAAAAGCUGUUACUUAUCUGAAAGAGAAGGAUCUUGCUAAGGCUAUUGAAACCCUUAAAGGUUUUGAGAAAAAGGACUCAAAAGUGCAAUCUACCGCAGCCACUAAUUUGUCAUUUCUGUACUUUCUGGAAAAUGAGGUGUCCCAGGCUGAUAAGUAUGCAGAACUUGCAAUUACAGCUGAUCGCUAUAACCCUGCAGCACUGGUGAACAAAGGGAACUGUUUGUUUGCUAGUGGAGACUACGAGAAGGCACGAGAAUAUUAUCAGGAGGCAUAUAAUGUUGAGGCAUCUUGUACUGAGGCCUUAUUCAAUUUAGGUCUUGCAGAGAAGAAGUUAAAUAGGCCUGAACUGGCUCUGGACUGCUUCUAUAAGCUACAGGCAAUCCUCAAGAACCAUCCUCAAGUCCUUUAUCAGAUUGCAAGCAUAUAUGAAACAUUGGAAGACAAAGCUCAAGCUAUUGAAUGGUACAUGCAGCUUGUUUCUGUGGUCCCUACUGAUCCAUCAGUGCUGUCAAAACUUGGUGAAUUAUAUGACAGUGAACAAGACAAGUCACAGGCAUUCCAAUAUCACUUUGAGUCUUACAGAUAUUUCCCAUCUAAUAUUGAUAUCAUCUCAUGGCUUGGGGCUUACUACAUUGAUUCCCAGUUCUGUGAAAAAGCAAUACAUUACUUUGAAAAAGCUGCAGUGAUACAACCAAAUGAAGUCAAAUGGCAACUUAUGAUAGCAAGUUGUUAUAGAAGAAGUGGUAAUUAUCAGCAAGCUUUGGAAACAUACAAAACCAUACAUAAAAGGUUCCCUGAAAAUGUAGAAUGUCUUAAAUUCUUGGUGAGAAUUUGUACAGAUCUUGGACUAAAAGAUGUUCAGGACUAUGCUCAGAAACUGAAGAAGGUGGAAAAAGCAAGAGAGUUGAAACAACAGCGAGCCAGCAGUGGAUCCAGGAAAGGAAGUGGAAAAGCUGGAAGUGCUAACAUGCCUGCCACUGGUGGUUCACGUAACAGCAGUGCAGGAAGUGAGUCAGGAAGAGUGGACAGUGGUGGCAGUAGGAGAAGUGCCAAUCGUUCUGCUGGACGAACAAAGCCAAUAGUUCCAGAUAACGAUGACUCAUUCAAUUUUGGUGGAGCAAAGGAAGUUGAUGCUACUUAUGCAGACCCCUUGGGAGAAGCUCCUGCUAGGCCCAAGACUGCUGGAAGGCAACGGCCACAGCAAGUCGAGGAUGAAUUUGGUGAUGAAGAGAUUGGAGAUGACCUUCUCCCAGAUUAAAGAAGCUAUUAAUAUUCUGUUCAAAGCCAAACAUUUAUGAAUAGAAAAUUACUUUGACACUUGCAUUGACUUGUAUCAAGGCUGUUAGUUGAACCAUCGCAAGAAUAGUAACCAUAGUCAUAAGAAAUAGUGGUCUGUUGUAAAUACCGGUAUUGGUCUAAAUGAGACUCAAAAGGAAAUAUUUAAGGGAUGUACAGAAUGAGUGACUGUGUUGUGACAGAUUGAGUCUUGAACUUAAGUUUGUAAAUUUGGUACAAAACAGACAUGAAUUCUGCCUGACCUAUCAAGUCUUGAUAGAUGGAACCUUCUCUUUCAGUUGUUUGAUUAGGAUGUAUUUCUAGUCAAGAAAAUUGAGCCAUACAUUCAUGCUAAUCAGGAAUGGAUCUGAAAUAACAGAUGCUCGAAAACAAUUUAUCUUCUUUCAUUUGAUUCUUCAUGGAUUUGUCAAUAAAUAAAUGAUAGCAUUCUAAGAACAUAGUAAAGAAGUGUAUCUUAAGAGCACUGGCUUAUGAAUGCACUAAUCUUGAAUUAUGUUUGCAAGUUUAUUUUGAACAAUUAUUUGCAUCAGAUUUUGGCAUUAAAGAGGGUAGCAACAGAGGGUAUCCAUCCCGUUGCACUCAUGGAUUUAAACAAAGUUCACCCAGCACCAUCUUGGAUGUCUUUUAGUUGCUUUUCACACAUCUCACACUAAUUUUUGCUAUCAUCAUGUGUCAUUCGUGAACCCUUUGCCAUCCUUAUUAUGCGUGAAUGUAAAGGAGUUCAUCAGAUUGGACCUAUUGAAAACUACAGAAUUACAUGCCGUGCCAAAGAAGGAUUUCAUUCCUGUUAUUACUCAAAAUUGAAAAUAAUCCUUUUUCUCCCACUCGGGGCAUUGGGCUACAUGUCUCAUCCCCAGGCCCCUCUCCUUGGUCGCAGCAUGGUACACCUGUUGCUUUGUGUUUCACCACCAUCAAGAAUUCAUUCCUACUUUGUAAUAUUACAGUACUGUUUAAAUUAUUUGUAAAAUAUCCCAUUUAAAAAGGCAUUAAAAAUGAAUGAAAA